Molecule: messenger RNA, 512 nt
Organism: Chara braunii
Lineage: Eukaryota; Viridiplantae; Streptophyta; Charophyceae; Charales; Characeae
Source: the annotation of a GenBank genome assembly
AUAACGAGGCUUGUACGCUAGUGACUCAACUGGGGCUGAAUGGGGGAGCUCAUUCAGCGUCGGUGCCCGCGUCCGCUGUCUGGUCAGGUUGCUCCAGUAGAGAGUGAUGUUCCUCGCAUGAGCCUAACGCUGUCAGCUAGACUGAUUGCUUCAACACGAUUCUACAGUCCUCAGCUUUCUGCAAUUGCAGACCAGAGCCAAGACGUUAUUGACUUGAGGUCCUUCAGCAAUGGCAAACCGUCAGCAAUUGUAAUUGGUGCCGGAUUUGCAGGCCUGGGCGCUGCAGGCGAGCUCCAAAAAGAAUUCAAGGUCACUGUUCUGGAGUCCAGGAAUCGAAUUGGCGGCCGCGUCCAUACCGACAGAAGUUUUGGUUUCCCAGUGGACCUGGGAGCAUCAUGGAUCCACGGGAUGUCCAAUUCGAACCCGCUUAUCCCGAUCAUCAAACAUCUGCGGCAACCGCUCUAUCAGACAAGUGAGGAGAACUCUGUUCUGUACGACCAUGAUCUUGAAAG